AUAAAAUCAAGAUGACCUGCGAACAAGCAAGCAAGUGGUCGCUCCGAUGUCUAUCGAGCAUGUCUCGUAAUCUACAUAUACGAAGUUGGGAGCUGGAAUGAUCGCUCUUAUGCUUGGAUGCCAUCAUGAGAGGUGAGAUACCUACAUGACCACUAUGGUUUAGACCGGUGGUUUAGAGAAGUGGGCGAGAAAGCAGAGGGUCAACGUUGUUCCUCUGAGCCGCUGACAUAGCAGAAAUGGAAGGGACGUCGGAGUCGGGCGGGGGUUUCUGUUCAAACGGUGCCAGCGAUGGGGGAAAAUCUGUUGAUGCCCGCCGUGUUGAAGCUCCAUAAUGAGCUUUCGGGAUGUGAUCCGAGAAGGGGAUCCAUUUUGGCUGAUACUAUGGUGUGGAUAAAGCACGGGGGAUGAGCUUCAAGGGGUGGUGACUGACGUGUUGGUCCUUGUUUGAUAGUACGGAUAUUAGUGUAAUGUUGAUAGGGGAAGCAGGAAGACAGGCUUCUAGUCAUGGCGGCAAGCAGCUUUCAUAACAGGAGGUUGAAGGUCUGUGCUGUCAAGUGAGACGUUGGAUGAUGGAGGGACUGCUUGUUCGGCAUCACCGGUUGUUGAAGGACCGAAUUUCCAUAUUCUCAAUAUCGAAUGUUUUGGAGUUGAGAAUUGAAGGAUAGCUUUUUACCUAGGUGCUCGGAUAGCUUCCGAUAUUAAACGUUGCCAAGAAGAGCGCCCCCGUGGGCAUCCGGCGGAUUCCCGGUCAGGCCAACUGCCAAUUGGACGUUGCGACUCUCCCGAACUCACCCACAGCGCAACGGCCGAAGUUGGCGACGCGAAAAAAUCUCUCUCUCUCUCUCUCCAGAAACACGUCACUCUGGAAUCAAUUGCCGCGACGACAAGGAAAUACCGUUAGAGCCAAGCACCACCGCGAUACCACGCACGCUAUCCGCACAUCUCACUCUCUCACUACUCUCAACGACUGUGCUACCUGAACUUGCACAGCCGAACGAACCCCCUCUUGGCUCCCACGGAAAACUAGGUUUAUGCAAUCAGGGCUUUCUGAAGUUUCAAACAGCGAGACUCACAAACCCACCGACUCUACCCCGUCCACCGCCUCCCAAUAUGGCAUACGUCGCCCCAGCUCUCAGCCUCGGCCAGGCAGCCAGUCCCAGCGCCGUGCUCGGAGCCCCUCUCCGGGUGCGCGGGGCAGCGAGCUUGACGUCAGCGAGCUCGACCACAAGCUGGACCGACUGAACGUCGCUAGUGUUGAAGUCGAUGUUGAUACUGCUCCAAGCUAUGAGCUGGUCGCCGGCCAGCGCAUCUCGGAAUAUGAAAAUGCGUCAUCAGUGAUGCUCUCGAACCGUCAGAGUCCUCGCCCGGCUUCCGACUCGAAGCCCACCAGCAAUGGCGUGCCCUUCAAGAGUGCCCAGCUGACCGACUUUCCCAAUGAACUCCUGACCCAAGUCCUCUCCCACCUCCAUCCCGACUCGCACGGCGCUGUGGCUUUAGUGUCGAAGCGGUUUUAUGCGCUUGUUACGACCCCUUAUGCCUGGCGGACUGCCUUCCUGCGAUACUUCCCUGGGCGUGAUGCCCUGGCAGAAUCGAAGAAGUCUGGUCAAAAGGAACAGGAGGGCGAAUCUCACCAUGAUGUCAUCAGGUCCGAGGUUCGAUUCUUCACUCGGCUGACCACGUCUGCCUCGUGGCGCAGCGAGUACUUGUUGCGCACUCGCCUGCUCAGGAGCGUGGUUCGUGGAAAGCCGGGUAGUGGUGGUGUUGGGACGUCUACGAAAGCCAGCCAGAAGAAGUCCGGUGCUGUGUUGACGUACAAUUCGAAACUGCCGUGGAUGAUAUCGACCGUUCAUGCCAACUUCACUGGUGGCAGGCAAGGACCGAAGGUCAUUCAUGGCUCUCGCGACCUCGGUAUCGCCACGACCAGCGAUCCGACUACGGGUCGACUGGACAAGGUCGGGCUCGAUGACCCCUUUUCGUUUCAGCAGUUGGAUGAGGUUUUCCCCGACCUUGACUUUUGGGGUCUGGAUGACGGCCUGGCUGCGGUUCCAAAUGUUUUGGAUGUGAGCCAGCAGUAUGGAUUGGUUGGUGGAGAAGGCUUUCCUGGUGGCCGGGUGUACUUCAAGGGUGCUGGAGACUUGCGUGGCAAGUAUCUGGGCCAGGACGAUGUCAUUAUUGACAUGGAACCCGAGAUUCCUAAGAUCCCGGAGCUCAUGGAGGCUGUCUCUGCUGUUUGGAUUGCCAAGACGCCCAACCCCAUGCAGGUGACAAACUCCAUGGUAGGCAUCAUGACUGGUUCUACGCUCGGUGUUGUAACUGCUUACACACUGGGCAUUGACUCAACUGGGCCUCGGUUUUCCAAGGGCGACAUGACCGCUCGCUGGGUUCUCUGCCCAGGUGUUCCCGUUGUCGACAUCAAGGUGGAUGAUAACUACAGCUUGAAGCGCAAAGCUCUGGGUCGAGUUUGGGCCGUUGCUUUGAACGCGUUGGGUGAGGUAUUCUACCUUCGGGAUGUUCCCACGCCGCCCCUGGUCAAAGGCAAGCUCGAACAGAUGGUCAGGCACGCCUGGUACUCUGGUCGGACUGCCUACUGGGAACUCAUCGAGGCCACUCGCCGUACGGCUAGACCUGAUGAGUUUGAUAGGAACGUCGUCCGUGGCUCUUACUCACCCCGAUCACCUUGCAAUUCUAUGAGAUUGAACAAAGACCAGAUCAUUGCUGAGUCCAAGGAAAUCGAAAAGUUCUUUCGAUACAAGCCUGAACAUUGGCGGAAGGCGUGCCUCGGCUGGGACAUGCUGCGCAAGCUCGAGGUCGACUUUGCUGGGGGGGAUGAAAACAGAGCUGGGGAAGGCAUUUUUGUGGUCACCAUGGGUCAUGGCAGGGGCGAACAGGCAUCUGUCCUCAGGCUUGUCCGGGCAGAGAGUCGGCCUCUGGUGACUACGCCUUCAGGGCCGACGACACCCCUGGCUCAGCCUUUUCAUUCGUCCAUUUUCGGUGAUCAGGUGGUUCCGAAUGGACCGGGCAAAACAUCUGUCGGCUCUGGUCUGAACACUCCUCGAACCGAGGAGAAUGCCGCAAAACCGGACUCUGAGGAAUGGAAGCUCACUGAGUUCACUUUCAAGAGCAAUGCCAGUACCGAGAUUACGGCGAGCUCCAUGGACCUCUCCACCUUUGCAGUCAUGGCGCCUUUCGAAGAUCCUCUGCAUUCUGGCUCGCAGCUCGCUGACCCUCCUGGCACGCCUACUUCUGGGCAUGCUUCGGGUGAGAUUCCGGGCCGCCGCGCGCGCUUGUUGGCCAUUGGCACCAGCACCGGGUCGAUUGUGCUGUGGAAUGCGCGAGACGCGUCCCCCGUGGUGAAGCCGGUGAGAGUCAUUCAAACCGACUCGCCUGAGAUCUCCAGUCUGGGUGUGUCGGCGUUGUAUGUAGUUCACGGAGGUAGUGACGGGCUCGUGCAAGCAUGGGACCCUCUGGCCUCGACGCUUGAGCCCAUAAGAACGCUCAACGCCAGACCCUCGGGACGCAUUCCACGCCACAUCCUCCAAUCAAACCCUGCUCUCCAACACGCCAACUUCUACAAGGUCGGUGCCAUUUUUUUGGACCCUGACCCGACGGCCUUGCGUGGUGUCCUUGCGUUUGGUACAUUUCUGCGAUACUGGACCUACAGCUCUACCAACCAAGUAACUGGACGCAAGCGUCGCCAUCGUCACAAUGAUGUUCACGGGCGGCUGGCUGGUCGCCGUGAUGGUGCCGGUGUUGACUCGUACAUUGCGGCUGAAGCGGCAGAGAUGCGCAGGGAGCAGGAACACCGCUCCAAGGAACUCGACCGUCUCCGCAAGCGGUUUGGUGUCGGUCUUGCUGAGCUCACCGAGGAGGAAGCGCUGCAGUAUGCCCAGAUGAUCUCGGAAGAGUCGCUUCUUUUGGAUGAACAGCGCCGCUUCAGCGCAAGUGACACGGCCAGUGGAUCGAAUGCCGAUUUUGGGUCGUUGGAUGGGAGCAGCAGUGGCAGCAGUAGCAGCAGCACUGCUGAGACCAUCACCCCUGAACCGAGCAUUUCCAAUGGUGGUGUUGCCACUGCCGCGUGGGCGAGUUCUUCCUCUGUGGUUUUGGCUCCUUUGCCAGAGGAGACGACGGAGGACGAUUUCGAGGCGCAGAUGCAGAGGGCGAUUAGGUUGUCGCUUCUGGAGAGCGGGGGGGAUUCUUCGGGGCAGGUGACUAAUUGCUAUUCUCCGGUUGGGCAGCAUCAGAGUGAGGAGGAUCUGGAGAUGUAUCAAGAGUUUCAGGUGGUGGUUAAGAAACCUAAUGGGAGGGGGAAGAAGGAUAAGGGGAAGGGUGUUAUGAAUGGGGGCGGGGGUGGUGGGAGUGGAUCGAAUGCAAUAGUGGAUAAGAUGUAUGGGUAUAACGGGGUUAGUGGGGUCAACAGUGUUGUUGACUUGGGCGGUGGUGGUGGUGACGGGGAGAUGGAUGAUGAUUUGGCGUUGGCAUUGAGGUUGAGUAUGUUGGAGGAGGAGGAGAGGUUGAGGAGGUUGGGGGAGGAGAGGGAGGAAGGGGUGGUGAAUGGGGAAUGGGAGAGGGAGGGGGAGGGGGAGGAGGAGUUUCCUGCUUUGGAGGUGAAGGGGAAGGGGAAGGGGAGGGCUUGA
Podospora pseudopauciseta is the source of this 4634-nucleotide messenger RNA. RefSeq lists its product as uncharacterized. Gene Ontology annotation, biological process: proteasome-mediated ubiquitin-dependent protein catabolic process. The record is from RefSeq and is a predicted model, not a curated record. The transcript is spliced from 2 exons. Bases 1032 to 4634 code for a protein of 1200 amino acids. Gene Ontology annotation, molecular function: polyubiquitin modification-dependent protein binding. Gene Ontology annotation, cellular component: cytosol; proteasome regulatory particle, base subcomplex; nucleus. NCBI's taxonomy places the organism in Eukaryota, Fungi, Ascomycota, Sordariomycetes, Sordariales, Podosporaceae.